Molecule: messenger RNA, 2493 nt
Organism: Physcomitrium patens
Lineage: Eukaryota; Viridiplantae; Streptophyta; Bryopsida; Funariales; Funariaceae
Biological process (GO): endocytosis
Cellular component (GO): clathrin vesicle coat; endosome; plasma membrane
Molecular function (GO): clathrin binding; phospholipid binding
Source: RefSeq, a predicted model, not a curated record
CGAUUCCAGUGACCACAAUGACGAUGACGAUGAUGCCCCAAGUGUGAUUUUUGGUUCCUCAUCGAAUCAAUCCUUUGAGCACUCACUCCAUCGCCGAACGCACCUCGUAUUGUCACCGCAUCACUCCCUCCCUCCCUUGUUCUGUUCAGUCCCGCUUGUUUGCGCGAUUUUCCUUCUCGUGGGUUCUAUUUCGUCUCUGCUGCUGAUGCUGCUACGAGAAAUUUUCAUGUGGGGAGAGGAUCGUGCUGUGUGAGCGCAUGUGUGUCCACAUGGUGAGGUAGUGAAUUGUGCGUUCAAGCCGGCGGGUAUUGAAGAGCCGCAGGUCAACAUUCAUGCUUCUGGCUCUCGUACUCGAAGUGUAAGAUGGAAUAUCUUGAGAACAUUAAGCAUAAGGUGGGGCUUGGAAGUGUGGACUAUGACAACGUCAAGAAGCAGGCUUCUUUCUUCUUGAGGGAUAAAAUCAAUUCUGCUCGACUACUUUUAACUGACGUUACAAACUCUCAGUUGUUGGCCGAAGAAGCCACUAACGAUGAUGAAUGGGGUCCUGCAACAAAGACAAUGGCUGCCAUUGCUGAUUCCUGCCGCCGAUCGGAUGAGUAUCCUCGUAUUGUACAGGUUCUUCAUCAGAGGUUGGCAUUGGUAGGAAAGCAGUACUGGAGGCAGUUUCUGAAAACGCUCACUGUCGUAGAGUUUCUACUUUUCCACGGUCCGGAAAAAAUAGUCAUGGAAUUCAGCUCUGACAGAGACCUGAUUGAGGAUUUAACACGCUUCAGCUAUGUUAGUGAACGAGGGGUUGAUCAUGGACUAGUUGUGCGGAAAAAAGCCAAGCAGGUAAUGAAGCUGCUGUCAGAGGACGAAUAUUUGAAGGAGGAACGUGAACGAGCUCAGAAGCUUACAAAGAGCAUUUUUGGAUCAGGUAGUUAUCAAUCAAGUGGUUCUGGAUCUGGUGCUUCACGCUACAGUGGAUUCGGGAAUACUUCAUCCUCAGCUUCAGAGGGUCUCAUGUUGGAUUCGGACACCGACGACUACCACGUGGGGAAAAAAUUCACUGAAUUCGAAGAAAGAAUCUUAUCUGAAAAGCGCGGCAAUAGGCAAGAAAAAUCGAGAAAUGAAUUUCGUGGGAAUUCAACUAGUGACUGGAAAGCAUUCGAGGAUGACGCUGCUACCUUUUCUCCUAAGCAGAAUUCAAAUGACUCAAAUUGGGCAGAUUUCUCUAGUCUAAGCCCAGGGAUGAGUCCAAAAUUGAACGGUUCGUCCUCAUUUACUGGUAAAGAUGAUUUGUUUGACGAGGAAAACCCAUCAAAUCCUCUUCAGACCUCUACCUCUAGCAUUCCCAAAACCAGUGUGCAGAGUCCACUGGUCAAGGUUCCUGGUAAAGAAUCCAAGAAGGAUCCAUCUACGACGAGUGGACCUCGGCGAACUGUAAGCAAGGUAAAGAUGAGCGAUUUCGCACCAACCACAUCUUCAUCUGGCGAGUUCAAGUUACCUCCUCCCCCACCUCCACCAGGCGGCUCCCAUGCCAUACUUUCUAAGUCAAAGCCUCUGCCACCAGCCCAACCAGUUGUUGAUUUGCUGAACUUUGACUCUGAAACUACUGGUUCUGCAACUGGAUCUGCAUCUCCCAAUGACGAUGCCCUUCUUAGCUUCGAGAACCCCUCUAAUGUGUCUAAAUCAGAACAAUCAAUUAUAGAUCUUCUGACAAUUUCGACAACUUCGACAAGGCUGACCGACUUCGACUCUUUGAGCACUCCUGUAAGUGCUGACAAGACUUCCGUUGCCAUAAGCCCAGGGCUGACACAAUUAGCCCCAGACCUUUUUGACCUCGGCAGCAAUUCUACUCAGAAUGAUUCCGAUGCUUUUGCAUUUCUUAGAAAUCAACUAUCUGCCCAUCAAACGGGCGUUGUCAAGAAUGGAGGCUCCCAAGGUAGCAUCCCGGAUUUCAUGAAUUUGAACAAAGAGGUGACCUCUAGUGCCUCUGUACCAGAUCUUUUCGGCACAGUUACUCAAGAGCCUCAUUUGUCUAGCAACUUUGAUGUGUUUGGAGAGCAGGUGCUCCAUGUCAAAGCUCCCAGCUCAUCUGUAAGUUUUUCAGGUUUCGAGGAUCAGACCUUGAGUGAGCCAAGCAGUACAGGUGCUACAUGCUUUCCAGAUGCUGUUCCUAAUUUGUUCGAUCCAAUUAUCCCCGACUUUGCAUCAUUCGGUGUUCGUGACACCAUCGAGAAGUCUGCUGCGAAGCCAUCUGAUGAUUUUUUCAACCUACUUUCGUAGCCACUUUUGUAGAUUGUAAUAUUCAUGGUCUGGUAGGAUCAGAUCAUAUUCACUAACACUCACAUAUUCCGACUUAAAGAAUAUGCCUACUAGAGUAUCUGGAAGUCGUGAGGGCGUACAAUCUUUGUGUUGUGGACGUUGAUUGCAAUUUUAACUCUCCAAUCCUCAGCUUUGACGUACAGUUUGAGCUUGGUUGACCACUUCAAGUAAUUGGGUUACUGACAA